This is a messenger RNA of Helianthus annuus (common sunflower), 829 nucleotides long. Its product is annotated as protein IQ-DOMAIN 1-like. The record is from RefSeq and is a predicted model, not a curated record. NCBI's taxonomy places the organism in Eukaryota, Viridiplantae, Streptophyta, Magnoliopsida, Asterales, Asteraceae. The transcript has 2 exons. The annotation marks the transcript as partial.
UUGGGAAAUGAAUGGGAUAAUACUCGACGAUCGAAAGAGCAAAUAGAAGCGAGCUUACAACACAAAGAAGAAGCUACUGCACGAAGAGAACGGGCGCUUUUGUAUGCACAGACUAAACAACAAAUGUGGAGGAACCCAUCAAAGUCUGGAAAUCCAACAUUCAUGGAUCCCAACAACCCACAAUGGGGCUGGAGUUGGUUAGACCGGUGGAUGGCGGCCCGACCAUGGGAAUCCCAAGCUGCAACUGAUAACGAGCUGCAACCAUCUUUAAAACUAAACCGUUCCUCAUCCUCAGGAGACAUGGUCAAAAGACUUGACCAGUCACCCUCCACGUCAUCACCACGUUCACCAUCUGUAGUAUCCACUAGGCGGCCCACACCAUCAAGCCCGAAAAGCAAAACUGACCCUGCACCGUCCCCACGAAACAGGAGGCAUAGCAUUUCAGUAUCUUCAUUCCGUGAAGACUCUACAGCUCCUGUUUCUUCGCCUCGUGUGUCUUCACCUCGUGUUAACUCACCAAGGUCGACUAAGACCAAGUCAAUGGUUCCAACCCCGAGCCACAGUCAGAGCCCGGGUCGUAGCCCGAGCCCAAGCCCAUUAGGAUUUGGAAAGAAAGGUACUGUAGAAAAGAAAUCAACUGUGGGGCCGGCCAAGCGGCUGUCGUUAUCUGCUGCAUCAUCUGGUGGUGCUGGUAGGUUGAGUUCUGGUACUCGUUAAAGAGAUCUUUGCUGCAAGUGCUUGGGAUUUUUAAACAAUGAAUUACGUUGUACAUGUAUUUAAUGUAUAUAAGAAGUUUGUAACAUAUAGUUUGGUUUAUACUGUUUUAUAA